Messenger RNA from Penicillium soppii, 999 nucleotides. Its product is annotated as class I SAM-dependent methyltransferase. The record is from RefSeq and is a predicted model, not a curated record. Gene Ontology annotation, molecular function: methyltransferase activity. The transcript is spliced from 3 exons. NCBI's taxonomy places the organism in Eukaryota, Fungi, Ascomycota, Eurotiomycetes, Eurotiales, Aspergillaceae. The coding region runs from base 1 to 999 and encodes 332 amino acids.
AUGUUACCAAAUCCAAAUGAACGGAUUCAAGUCGAUACAAGUGACGACGACUCUCUGUUCGAUACUCAAUCCCUAGUAGGUUCGAACCUCUCCUUCGCCUCCUCCGUCCGCGACUACAACUAUGAAAAUGGCCGCCGCUAUCACGCCUACCGAAACGGCCAAUACCCUUUUCCAAAUGACGAGGAAGAACAAGACCGCCUUGCCCUUAUGCACCACCUCUUCAAGCUCCUGACCGGCGGGGACCUUCUCCGCGCCCCAAUAAGAGAUUCUAAACCACGCCGCGUCCUUGACAUCGGCACAGGAACAGGUGAAUGGGCUAUCGAAAUGGCCGAGGACUACCCGUAUGCCGAUAUCAUCGGUACAGAUCUCAGUCCUAUCCAGCCGAACUGGGCGCCUCCUAAUUGUCGCUUCUUUAUCGAUGACGCCGAGAGUGAUUGGACUUUCUCGCCCCAUGAAAAGUUCGAUUAUAUCCAUGCCAGGAGUAUGGGUGGUGGUAUUGGGGAUUGGUCUAAGUUGCUGAAGCAGGCUUAUCAGCAUCUCAAGCCUGGUGGUUGGUUUGAGGCACAAGAGUUCGAGGCUUUGGUGCUCUCCGACGAUGGGACCCAUGAGCAUGCGACUUCCAUUCUGGGCUGGCAGGAUUUAUUGAACCAGGCUAGCACGAAGUUCGGGAAGCCUAUGAAUGUCGCCCCGAGACUUACGCAGUGGAUGGAGAAUCAGGGCUUUGCCAAUGUCACAGACGAUAUUUACAAGUGUCCGGUCGGUGGCUGGCCCAAGAACCGCCGCCUAAAAGAAAUCGGUCGCGUCGGCAAAGUCACCAUUCUGGAAGUCGUUGAGCCAUACACGCUGGCACUGUUCACCCGCGUCCUUGGCUUCUCAUACCAAGACGCCCAGGAGUACAUGGAUAAGGUGCGUGCCGAGUUGAUGAGCAACUCGCACCACCUCUACGUCCACUUCCACUUCAUCUACGGACAAAAACCAUUCGACUCCGACACGCGCUGA